UUGAUUUAUUGAUCAAAGUACGAUUCCAUCAUCUUCCUCAAUGUUCCUAGAUUAAUAUUCUAUCAUUCGAGCAGAUUUGUAGGUAUGUACUAAUUGCUAAAAAGUACAUAUGGAAUAUCCAAAAAUUCUACUGAAGGCAUCAGAGUAGAUUAAAACUACUACCAGUUGACUCCAACGUGUCAGUGGCGUAGCCAGGAUUUUUUCAAGGAGGGGGCAAAACCUGAUUUUUAGGCAUGAAAAAUUGAAAUGAGGGGUAAUUUUCUGGAAACUUAUCAGGAUAUGUGGUGAUUUCAUGAAAAUGAAAGCAAAAUUACUGCUCGAGUGAAGCGAGAGCGAAAAUUUUUCGAAAAAAUGGGUCCAAAUAACAAAAAAACGUCCAUUUUUGCAUGUUUUCUUUCAAAUUUUCGCUCGCAAGGGGGGGCCAUGGCCCCCUUCGCCCCCCCCCCCUUGACUACGCCACUGCAACGUGUCGAAUACACGGUCCAAAUUAUAUGUAUAUUUGUACCUACCUACAAUAAUUGUACAUGUACAUAUGAUCUUUACCUACCUAGCGUGCACGAAGACGGGUGAAAAAAAAUGAAAUACCUUAUACUUAUAUGAGUCCGCAUGUCCAUGUCCGCAAUGAAAACUGCUGAAUCUUCACCAAUGAUCAAUUAAAACCAUUGAUUUUAAAAAAUCAAUGAUUAAAAGAAAAACAAGUUAAAAUUUGCCUGAUUGUCUCAUUUGUCUCCAACUUUGAGAACUUUUUAAUUCACCCACAUGCUAAAAAAAAUUUAUGGAACAUCUUUCUUAUCAUCCUUUUGCAUUUGUUAUCAGCUAAGCUAAAUCUCGUUUCAUCAGGAUCUAAUCUGAUCAGUUUUUUCAAAUUUAGUGAUUGGCAAAAUCCUCACACCAUUUUUCACUGGACCGGAUCGUUAAUUGUGUUAUUUUUGCGUAGGAAAUCAUAAGGAAACUAAUACAUGUUGAAACUAUAGUAAAGAUGAUAGAUCGAAUUUUCAUCUAAAAUAUCUAGUUGAAAUUGAAAUCAUAGAAUCAUCAAGCUGUAGAAUCCGCAUAAACGAGAUACUCAGUUUUUCAUUAGAAAAAGAAGUACAUUAUACCUGAUUGUCGAAGGAAGUCCACCAUCGCGGCAUCGGUUCCAUUUCAAGCGCUACAAAAUCAUAAAUCCGAUAAUCAUGGCACUGGCAUUUAAACCUAUCGUCGGACCGAAUGGAAUCAUCGUCAAAAACUGGUCGUGUACCGAUACCAUAGUUCAUAAAACACAUUACAUAUGGAUGAUCCGUCGGUACAGCUUUUACGAUGCGAAAGGAGAAGAUUUAAAAUCACCAAUAUUCGCCAGUGAAACGACCGCCGAAAUCAAAUGGCAUUUAUUGCUGAAACCCAACGGUUACAAAACUGGCAAAAGUUACAUUUCUGCAUACUUAUACCUGGACCCAUCCAGUAAACACAACACGAUUUACGCAGAAUAUAAACUCUCCAUUUUGGAUAGCCAACAAAAAGAAGUAAUUUCGGACGAGAACGGUAAAGUAUGUAAAUUCGUGUUGGGUACGAAUCAAGAUAAUUGGGGAACUGAAAUACUCAUAAGGAAGGAAGAUCUUUUCAAUGAUGAACUUUCAAUGUUACCGAACGAUACGUUGACGAUUUAUUGUGGAGUCAGGUUCUCUCAUGCUGAUGUGUUUAUUACAAACUUUUCAAGUUCAUUUCAAGCCGAUGAUGUACUUGCUGUACCUCUACCUGUACCUGUAAGCAGUCUUUCAGAAGACUUCGGACUCUUGUUUCAGAAUCGAGCGUUUGCCGACGUUGUUCUGUCCACGAAUGAAAAACGUUUUCCUGUUCAUAAAGCCAUCUUGAGCGCUCGUAGUCCAGUUUUCGCCGCGAUGUUCAAACAUGAUAAGAUGAAAGAUGGAGAUCACAUCGUUGAAAUUCCAGACAUCGAUGAAGAAACCUUAGAAGACAUGCUCCGCUAUAUUUAUACCGAAAAGUGCGAACAUUUAGAAGAACUUGCCUACUGCUUAAUAAUGGCAGCGGAUAAGUAUAAUUUGGACGGGUUAAAAGUCAUGUGCGAGAAAGAAUUGCUGAAGACUUUAUCGGUGGAAAAUGCGAUUGACAGGUUGGUGUUGGCAGAUAUGUAUCGUGCCAAGGAAUUGAGAGCUAAAACGAUUAAUUUUAUAGUCGCCAACUCUGCCAAAGUGAUGAAUACGAAGGAAUGGAAAUCCCUCUCUCGAUCGAACUGUCGUUUAGUUAUGGAUUUAUGCGAAGCAUUAUCUCAUCAGAUGAAUGCUUAAGCUGACUGAAGUUUCGUUUUGGAAUUGUUUUUCUAUAAUAAUUUAAGCUAUUCUAAUUCUUUAUAUGUAAUUUUCUUUCUUUGUAUUGUUUUCCUCUAGUUUUCUAAACAGGUGCUCCUAUAAUUAGUUAAUAAAUAUUGAAUUCUA
This is a messenger RNA of Planococcus citri (citrus mealybug), 2432 nucleotides long. Its product is annotated as protein roadkill-like. Gene Ontology annotation, cellular component: cytoplasm; nucleus. NCBI's taxonomy places the organism in Eukaryota, Metazoa, Arthropoda, Insecta, Hemiptera, Pseudococcidae. Gene Ontology annotation, molecular function: ubiquitin protein ligase binding. The transcript is spliced from 2 exons. The record is from RefSeq and is a predicted model, not a curated record. Bases 1176 to 2285 code for a protein of 369 amino acids. Gene Ontology annotation, biological process: proteasome-mediated ubiquitin-dependent protein catabolic process; regulation of proteolysis.